UGGGGGCAGUGCUGCGGAUUUAAGGCCGGAAUAAAGAGCCGCUGCUCGGACUGCACUGAGAGCUGCUCGCUAGCCUUUGUUUGCUAACGCUGUUCUGAGCGAUAGUACACUUCUCCAUCAUGUCUAAUAAAUUAAACGCGCUGUUCAGCGACUCCUAUAUCGAUGUCAGUCAGUACAGAGACCAACAUUUCAAGGGUAAUCGAUAUGAGCAGGAGAAGCUUCUAAAGCAGAGCAACACGCUUUAUGUUGGAAAUCUUUCGUUCUACACGACCGAGGAGCAAGUUUAUGAGCUGUUCUCCAAAAGUGGAGAUGUGAAAAGGAUUGUGAUCGGCCUCGACAAGGUCAAGAAAACAGCGUGUGGGUUUUGUUUUGUGGAGUACUACAUACGAGCAGGUGCUGAGCAUGCAAUGAGGUUUAUUAAUGGAACCAGGCUGGAUGAUAGGAUCAUAAGAACUGAUUGGGACGCUGGCUUCAAGGAGGGACGACAGUAUGGCCGUGGCAAAUCUGGAGGCCAGGUCAGAGAUGAAUACAGACAGGACUACGAUCCCGCACGAGGUGGAUACGGCAAAUUAGCCCAGCUACAGAGAACUACAGAAGUACCUCUUAAAUUUUAGUGUUAGGAUUCAUGAUUAGCAGGCACGUGUCUAGGCGCAAAAGAUUUUAAAAAAAUCUAAUGUACAUAUUGAAGUAAAUUCUUUUGAGCUAAAACUGUUCAUUUGGAGAUGUGAUGCCUACAAUGAGUGUUAAAAUUUCACCAGAUUUUUUCCAUUUCAUUUUUCUAAUAAAUGUUGAGGUAUAUUACCUUUUUA
Astyanax mexicanus (Mexican tetra) is the source of this 809-nucleotide messenger RNA. RefSeq names its product nuclear cap binding protein subunit 2 (gene ncbp2). The coding region runs from base 120 to 614 and encodes 164 amino acids. Gene Ontology annotation, biological process: mRNA cis splicing, via spliceosome. Gene Ontology annotation, cellular component: nuclear cap binding complex. The record is from RefSeq and is a predicted model, not a curated record. The transcript is spliced from 4 exons. Gene Ontology annotation, molecular function: RNA cap binding. Lineage: Eukaryota; Metazoa; Chordata; Actinopteri; Characiformes; Acestrorhamphidae.